CGCAGCUGCGUCCCCGGAGCCCGCGGAGGCCGAGGAGCGCUCCCUGCAGCACAUGCUGCGCGCCAUCGCGGAGGAGCGCGGCCGCCUGAGCCUGCGGCGCGAGGUCUGCGGCCUCGGCUGCCUCAAGGAUGACCGCAUCGUCUUCUGGACUUGGAUGUUCUCCACCUACUUCAUGGAGAAAUGGGCCCCCCGGCAGGACGACAUGCUCUUCUACGUUCGCCGGAAGCUGGCCUACUCCGGCAGCGAGAGCAGUGUGGACGGGAGGAAGCUGCCGGAAGCUGAGCCCGAGGUGGAGGUCGAGGUGUACCGGCGGGACUCCAAGAAGCUACCAGGCCUGGGAGACCCCGACAUCGACUGGGAGGAGAGCGUGUGCCUGAACCUCAUCUUGCAGAAGCUGGACUAUGUGGUGACCUGUGCCGUGUGCACACGCGCUGACGGGGGCGACAUCCACAUCCAUAAGAAGAAGUCGCAGCAAGUGUUUGCCUCUCCCAGUAAGCACCCGAUGGACAGCAAAGGGGAAGAAUCCAAGAUGAGUUACCCCAACAUCUUCUUCAUGAUUGACAGCUUCGAGGAGGUGUUCAGCGACAUGACUGUGGGGGAAGGGGAGAUGGUCUGUGUGGAGCUGGUGGCCAGUGACAAAACCACCAUGUCCCAGGGGGUCAUCUUCCAGGGCUCCAUCCGCUACGAGGCGCUCAAGAAGGUGUAUGACAACCGAGUGAGCGUGGCUGCACGCAUGGCCCAGAAGAUGUCGUUCGGCUUCUACAAGUACAACAACAUGGAAUUCGUGCGCAUGAAGGGGCCCCAGGGCAAGGGCCAUGCUGAGAUGGCUGUCAGCCGCGUGUCCACGGGGGACACCUCCCCCUGCGGCACCGAGGAGGACUCUAGCCCGGCCUCACCCAUGCACGAGCGGGUGACCUCCUUCAGCACACCCCCAACGCCUGAGCGGAACAACCGGCCUGCCUUCUUCUCCCCGUCCCUCAAGAGGAAGGUGCCCCGGAACCGCAUCGCGGAGAUGAAGAAGUCGCACUCGGCCAACGACAGCGAGGAGUUCUUCCGGGAGGACGAUGGUGGAGCUGACCUGCACAACGCCACCAACCUGCGCUCCCGGUCCCUGUCUGGCACGGGGAGGUCCCUGGUCGGGUCCUGGCUGAAGCUGAACAGAGCUGAUGGAAACUUCCUUCUCUAUGCACACUUGACCUACGUCACUUUGCCGCUGCAUCGGAUCUUAACAGACAUCCUGGAGGUACGGCAGAAACCCAUCCUGAUGACCUAGCGUGGCAGAGCCACACGGAGCCCUGGCCCUGAGGCCUGGGGACUGCUGCCAAGUGCCUACCUGUCACCGCCUCCGGGGUCUUCUGUGACAACCAGCGCCAGGGCUGCAGCCAGGCAGGGCCACUCGACUCCGGGGCCAGGGCCGAUCCACAAACACCAGCCCAAACUGAAGUGCCUCGUCCUCCCCCGCUGGCUCUGCUCCUGCCCUGAGCUCCCGCCCUCACCCCCUGCUCAUCUCCGGGGCACCCUCUGCAUCCAGAGAGGGCCUGGGACGCCAGGAGGCCACUGACAGCGCAAGGACAGCCAGGUCCAGAUCAAGCUUGGCCACAGGCCACAUCCCAGCCCGGCACACAGCGGGUUGAUGCCAUCCAGCCGGGCACUCCGUGAGUCAGAGUGGCCAUCCUUCCUUCCAAGGCCCCAUGGAAGGUUUCAUAACUCUACCCUUUAACUUCAGCAUCUGAGUCCGACCCAACCCGCCCUCCCUUGUCACAUUUGUCACAGUGGGUUCCCGUGGGGAGAUGGGGGACAUGACCUGCUCAGCGGCUUUCCCCUGGGCUGGGAAUACCUCGACCCAUGCCCAGUUCCAGAACAUUCUCAAGCUGAGCAGACAGCCCCGCCCCCCGCCCCCCAGAAUGGCCUUUGCUUCCAGCCAAAGAACACCGCCAACACACACACCUCCAACCCAGGCCAUCAGCUCGGCCACGGCUGGAGAGACCUGCAGCACUGGGGUCCUGAGGGCAGGUGGAAGGGCUCGGUAGCCAAGGUGUCUGACAGGCUGGGGUUGGCAUCCCCCGUCGGGGCUCCUGGCAGACGGCAUCUUCUAGGGCGGGAGGGGGUGGCACUGUUCCCUUGCCCAGUUUCCUAGGGCCAGUGUGCCAUCUGCCCUAGGCCAAGCCCUGUGGCCAGAGGAGCUGCUUAUGCGCGUGCGUGGCUGCAGCCUGGCCUCUCCCCAGCACCCAGAGCCUCCCCUGCCUGCCUGGGAGUAGACUGGAAGCUUCAACUCUGUUGCUGUUCUGGUUUGAGGACCUCAGCCCCCUGGAGGCUCUGGGUACCUGUGUGGAGACCUCUUUUUGGCAGGAGAGAGAGCAGCAGUUGUUCUCCCAUCUGUCUCUAUUCUGUGGGCUCCGGGGACAGGGACUACUUUGGGGCUUUCUCCAGAUUUUGUAUGUUGUUAUUAAAAGCGAGCUAUUGCAUUUCA
Heterocephalus glaber (naked mole-rat) is the source of this 2470-nucleotide messenger RNA. RefSeq names its product KIAA0930 ortholog. The record is from RefSeq and is a predicted model, not a curated record. Lineage: Eukaryota; Metazoa; Chordata; Mammalia; Rodentia; Bathyergidae.